UGAAAGUGGAGAGACAAUUUUCCGUAAAAGGCGUUACGUAGCCCAGCGAGGUUUUCAUGUUUAUUCCGCUAGAGAAAGAAGGGGCGGCCCCUGAUCUAGAAACAACCAACUCUGUCCCUUGUCCUCUCAUAUGGGUCUAACGGAGGAAAUAGCCUACAAGAAUAGAACAGAGCUUUAGACUACUACAUUGUGAUAGCCUACAGUCCUGUCUGGAGCGAAGCUUUAGCACAAACUAAUAGAGUGAACACUACAAUAGAUCAGAGGAACAGCUCGAGCGCCAAGAUGCCCCUGGCACAGUUGCCAGAUCCCUGGCAGAAGAUGACACUGGGGCGGGCGACGAGCGAGGAUGCCCAUCGUCAUGUUCUGGAGGAUUCUAUUGGAGAGGAUGAUUCUAUGUCCUGUAACGAGGACGAGAGUGUCAAUGAAAUCAACAUCACCAACCAUACCAAGGAGGGGUCAGAGAAGGGUGACCCUCGACAGUUCGAGCUCCGCAAGGUCCUAGGACAAGGCUCAUUCGGAAAGGUGUUCCUUGUCAAGAAGGCUACAGGUCCAGAUGCAGGACAGCUCUAUGCCAUGAAGGUUCUGAAGAAAGCCACACUGAAAGUGCGUGACAGGGUGAGGACUAAGAUGGAGAGAGACAUUCUGGUGGAGGUCAACCAUCCCUUCAUCGUUAAACUGCACUAUGCAUUCCAAACAGAAGGGAAACUCUACCUCAUCCUGGACUUCCUACGGGGAGGAGACCUCUUCACACGACUGUCUAAAGAGGUGAUGUUCACAGAGGAGGAUGUGAAGUUCUACCUGGCAGAGUUGGCCCUGGCGCUGGACCACCUUCACAGCCUGGGCAUCAUCUACAGAGACCUCAAACCAGAGAACAUUCUGCUAGACGAGGAGGGACACAUUAAGCUGACGGACUUCGGCCUCAGUAAGGAGUCUAUAGACCAUGAGAACAAGGCCUAUUCGUUCUGUGGGACAGUGGAGUACAUGGCUCCGGAGGUGGUCAAUAGGAGAGGUCACACCACCAGCGCUGAUUGGUGGUCCUACGGCGUGCUCAUGUUUGAGAUGCUGACCGGAACACUACCAUUCCAGGGGAAAGACCGCAAGGAGACCAUGACCAUGAUCCUCAAAGCUAAGUUGGGGAUGCCACAGUUUUUGAGUUCUGAAGCCCAGAGUCUCCUGAGGAACCUUUUCAAACGCAACCCUACAAACAGGCUAGGGGCCGGCCCAGACGGAGUGGAAGAGAUCAAGAGACACCACUUCUACUGCACCAUAGACUGGAACAAACUGUUCCGUAGAGAGCUCCACCCUCCCUUCAAACCUGCUACGGGACGACCUGACGACACCUUCUAUUUCGACCCAGAGUUCACCGCUAAAACACCCAAAGAUUCCCCGGGGGUUCCGCCCAGUGCCAACGCCCACCAGCUGUUCCGAGGAUUCAGCUUUGUAGCCAUUACAUCAGAGGAAGAGACACAACCACUACAGACUACUGUAGUACAGCAGCUACACAGGAAUAUGUCCCAGCUGUCAGAAGCAUAUGAAGUCAAGGAGGAAAUAGGACUGGGAUCAUACUCUGUCUGCAAACGCUGUAUACACAAGGCCACUGGCAUGGAGUACGCGGUUAAGAUCAUCAGUAAGGCCAACAGAGACCCAACAGAGGAGGUGGAGAUCCUAAUGAGAUACGGACAACAUCCCAACGUCAUCACACUAAAGGAUGUGUUUGAUGACGGUAGGACGGUGUAUCUGGUCACAGAGCUGAUGAAGGGAGGAGAGCUGCUGGAUAAGAUACUGAGACAGAAGUUCUUCUCAGAGAGAGAAGCUAGCGCUGUCCUAUACACCAUCACCAAGACUGUUGAAUACCUACACAUACAGGGGGUGGUGCACAGGGACCUGAAGCCCAGUAAUAUCCUGUAUGUGGAUGAGAGUGGGAACGCUGAGUCCAUCAGGAUCUGUGACUUUGGUUUUGCCAAGCAGCUGAGAGCUGAGAACGGCCUGCUGAUGACGCCGUGCUACACAGCUAACUUUGUAGCUCCAGAGGUGUUGAAGAAGCAGGGUUAUGAUGCUGCCUGUGACAUCUGGAGUCUAGGAGUCCUACUCUACACUAUGCUCACAGGGUUCACUCCGUUUGCCAACGGUCCAGAGGACACACCAGAGGAGAUCCUGGCUCGGAUCGGCAGCGGGAAGUUCUCUCUGACCGGAGGAUACUGGAACUCUGUUUCAGCAGAGGCCAAGGAGCUGGUGUCUAAGAUGUUACACGUGGACCCCCACCAGCGUUUGACAGCCGGCCAGGUGUUGUGUCAUCCCUGGGUCACACACCGAGACCACCUGCCCAUGUUCACACUGACCAGACAGGACGCUCCACACCUGGUCAAGAGCGCCAUGGCAGCCACCUACUCUGCCCUCAACAGGAACGUUCCACCUGUCCUGGACCCCGUGGGAUGUUCCACUCUAGCCCAACGGAGGGGGGUGAAGAAACUCACCUCCACUGCCCUCUGACCAUUGACAUUUCACCUCAGACUUAUAACCCUGCUGGAGCUCUGCUCAGGCAGACAGACCUGGUUCCUCAGAUGACCUGGACAGAACUCUGAUGCACCUGGGACCUGCUCAGUUAUUAACUAACCCAGUGGUCUUCACCCCUGGUGCUGGAGACCAGGGCUGGAACUACAGCCUAUAGCCCUGUUGGAUCAGGGCUGGAACGACAGCCUAUAGCUCUGUUGGACCAGGGCUGGAACUACAGCCUAUAGCUCUGUUGGAUCAGGGCUGGAACUACAGCCUAUAGCUCUGUUGGACCAGGGCUGGAACUACAGCCUAUAGCUCUGUUGGAUCAGGGCUGGAACUACAGCCUAUAGCUCUGUUGGAUCAGGGCUGGAACGACAGCCUAUAGCUCUGUUGGACCAGGGCUGGAACUACAGCCUAUAGCUCUGUUGGACCAGGGCUGGAACUACAGCCUAUAGCUCUUUUGGAUCAGGGCUGGAACUACAGCCUAUAGCUCUGUUGGAUCAGGGCUGGAACUACAGCCUAUAGCUCUGUUGGACCAGGGCUGGAACUACAGCCUAUAGCUCUGUUGGACCAGGGCUGGAACUACAGCCUAUAGCUCUGUUGGACCAGGGCUGGAACUACAGCCUAUAGCUCUGUUGGACCAGGGCUGGAACUACAGCCUAUAGCUCUGUUGGACCAGGGCUGGAACUACAGCCUAUAGCUCUGUUGGAUCAGGGCUGGAACUACAGCCUAUAGCUCUGUUGGACUUGGGCUGAUGGUGACCACAUUGUAGCGUCUCUCCAGUCUUUGCUUUGGACAAUUCGUGUUGCCUCUAGACUCAAGAGACAAUUGUCAGGAACAUGAAUGUGCUGUAUUUAGAUGUCUGUACUUCUGGGAACAUUUGAGAUACCUGCAUUAUGCAUUUAAGACCCAUAUUAAAAUGAUGAUGAACUGUAUAAUGUAGCUCUGUGAAUAAACCUAAGUAGCCUCAAAAACAGUACAAUAUGAAGAUAGGCUAAAACGGCUUCUCCAAUAGAAAUCCCAGACCACACUUUUCGGCAAUGUUCUGGCGAUGUUGGCUAGCUAAGCUCAUGCGUAGAAACAUGUCAUCUGGUCUAACGGUCGUCUCGUGUCAAAUCAAAGGCACUCCUUCCAUAUCAUUUUUGGGGAAAAUGUGUUCGUUCGUCAACUUCACGAGGUUGGAGUAAUAACACGCUCAACUACUUAAGAAAUUGGAUCAAUUCUAGGUUGUGGAUUUAGAUUUUGAGAAAAUGAACAACUAAGGAUGAAUGUUUUACUUUUCUCAUUGACUUCACAACCCCCAAACCCUGGUCAGCUUGGUCUGUUUCGCAAGCGUUCACAGAUGUCUAACGAUGUUGCAUCUCUGGGUUUAGAAAAUCUGUGGUAACCUCUUCUGUGACUGAGUCAUCAGACAGGAACAAAACUAGUGAUGUCAUCAGAGUGAGAGCAGGUAGAGCUCCACUGACCCCGCCCCCUAUGUAGAGACAAGCUCCUCCCAGUCAGCCACAACAUCCAGAGUGAGGCCAGUCUGGACUGAGGUCUAAUCAUGGCUUUGGUGGGCCAGUCUGGGUAUAGCCUGCCCUGUCCACGCCACACCUCAACAUUUACAGACACCAAGGGAAACCUGAUCCUUGACCAGUGUUAAGCAGUGGUUAUCUGGACAGCGAGUCUGUGUAUAUGUUGAUGCCUUCAAAUGCUCCUCAGGACUCCUCUGAACCUUGUGUUUCCCAGUUCCAAGGUACAUUUGAAAGCAGCAUGCUUGGAUGACGCCAUGAGGAGUCUGUGUCCGACACUGAACUGACACUACUGUUCCAGUACAGCAGCUCAGGUUUCUAGAUGAAAUACCAUGCAUUUUAUAAGUCCAUUAACUGUGUCAUGUAAGCACACAGGUGGGGUGGGAGAGGUCCAUGGAUGUAGAAAUGUGUGGAUAGAAGGGACAUGAUAUUUUAUGCUGAAUUGAACCCUUUCAACCUGCCAUCUGGAAUGGCAUGACAGUUGUGGAAGUAAUCCAGUAUGUUACUGUAUGGGCCAGCUGGCACCUGCUGACUUCUGGUCAAUCCCUUUAAAGCACUGUCUGUCUAAUUGAAUGAAAAAAUAUGUAGCUACAGUAUCAAUGACUUGUAGCAGUAGUAUUGAAUUAAUGAGCUGAUCCUGGAUCGGUGGACAACUCCUACCUAUUCGAUCGCUCUCCCUCAGCUCUUCUGUAUGUGUUGUAACAGUCUUUCAGGUUCUGCUUGACUGGUAGCAGAGCUGUAAGCUUGUGUGUUUGAGAUGUCUGUAUGUUUUUUUCUCCUUCCAGUUUGAGAGUAGAUGAGAUGUAUUUUUUCUCUCCUUCCUCUGUCCCUAUCCAGUGGAGAUAGUGUCCCUUCCUCCACCCCUGCUGCUGUCUCCUCUCUCUGGUUUUGUAUCUCAGUGGAGUCACAGUAGGACUUUCUAUUGAACAUAAUAAAAAUACCUUCAGUAUACAA
Messenger RNA from Oncorhynchus masou masou (cherry salmon), 4961 nucleotides. Its product is annotated as ribosomal protein S6 kinase alpha-3-like. The transcript is spliced from 22 exons. Gene Ontology annotation, biological process: peptidyl-serine phosphorylation; intracellular signal transduction. Gene Ontology annotation, molecular function: protein serine/threonine kinase activity; magnesium ion binding; ATP binding. The record is from RefSeq and is a predicted model, not a curated record. The coding region runs from base 283 to 2490 and encodes 735 amino acids. Lineage: Eukaryota; Metazoa; Chordata; Actinopteri; Salmoniformes; Salmonidae.